GGCCCGUCCUUCUCCUACUUUCCUUUCGUUCACAGCUUGCAGGGAAAUGGUACCCCAUCGUCUCGGCCAAGAGCGAAUCCAUGCCGAGGCCAUUCUAUGCGUUUACGCUUGAAACUCAGCAAAACGGAGGGGCCCUCCUCAAAGUGGAAAUCCCAGGAUGGGGAGGCUGCCGGAUCAAAAAGUUCCCGCUGGAGACCACCAGCCCCGGUAUCUUCACCAUGGAGGACAAGUCCACCAUCAAGGUCCUGGACACCGACUACGACUCCUACCUGAUCAGCGAGUUCCUGAGUGGCACCACCAUCUUCCUCUGCCUCUAUGCCGCGGAGAAGGCGGUGCAGCCAAGGGUGCUGAGGAAGUUCACGGCCCUCGCGGAGAUGAUGGACCUCAGCCCGGAGAGGCUGUUCUUCCGGCACGAAAUCGAUCUCUGCUCCGCUAAGAAGAGAAAGGAGGAGAGCAAGUAAAAGGCACCGCAGAUCCGGGAUCCAUCGUCCUCCCCUUCCCGUUUUUUUGUCCUCGUCCGUUUAUUAUUCCGUUUCAAUAAAGGCCCCGCUUUACAAAGA
This is a messenger RNA of Anolis carolinensis (green anole), 560 nucleotides long. RefSeq lists its product as uncharacterized. Bases 81 to 461 code for a protein of 126 amino acids. The transcript is spliced from 5 exons. The record is from RefSeq and is a predicted model, not a curated record. Lineage: Eukaryota; Metazoa; Chordata; Lepidosauria; Squamata; Anolidae.